AUGUUCAGCUCGGGAAAAAUGGGAGAACGUAUCAAUAUGGGUCCUCCAAAAUUGUCAUCCAUGACUGCCCAUAGCCCCAAAACCCCUGUUGAUCCCUCAUUCACGCAAACCUUUCAGAGUACUCAAAGCUCGGACUCGCAAGUUGAUCUAACGUUGGAGAGCUCAUCCACGUUCUCACUUCCGAGCCAUGGAGCUCACAAUCAGCCACUAACUUUCGAUGAAUCCUUGGAGAAAAAAAACCAAAUUGACUACCACCUGAUGUCAAAGUUUGGAAAUUGUAGUUUGAUAGGGGCCGGAGAAUUUUCCGUGGUGUACGAAAUUCAAUACGAAGGUAUCAAAUAUGCAGUCAAGAGAACAAAGAAUCCUUUGGGGGGACCUAAAACCAGACUGCGCAAAUUGGAAGAAGUUGAAAUACUGAAGACCCUUCAAGCAAAGUUCAGGUCUUUCGCAAUGGAAGCAGAUGAUGAGAAUCUUCCGGAUACAGGUGACAACCACGAAAAUAUUUUGAACCUCAUCAAUUAUUGGGAACACAAUUCGUUUCUAUACAUAAUGACUGAUUGCUGCGAAAACGGCUCGCUGGACAAGUUUUUGGUGGAGAAUGGAAAAGUUUCAAAGCUAGAUGAGUGGAGAGUAUGGAAAAUUUUGAACGAAAUAUUGAUGGGAUUGAAGUUUAUUCAUAAAUGUGGAAUAUUGCACCUUGACCUGAAGCCUGCGAAUAUAUUUAUCACUUUUGAAGGAUCUUUGAAAAUUGGGGAUUUUGGUGUUGCUUCCAAACUCCCUAUACCCCCUUAUUUUGACCGUGAAGGAGACCGGGAGUAUAUUGCCCCAGAAGUGAUUUCAAAACACAUAUAUGGGAAACCAGCCGAUAUAUUCUCAUGUGGUCUUAUCAUGGUUGAAAUCGCGGCAAAUAUAGUCUUGCCAGACAACGGGACAUCAUGGCAAAAGUUGAGAUCGGGCGACUUGACAGAUGCAGGGAAGUUGUCGUCCAGUGACUUGACCGACUUGGAAGGAUCAAUCUUUUCCAGUGCAAACACCUACUCAUCAAAUCUUACGAACACAACGGUGACCACUGGCAUAUCAGCGUCACCUACCGAAUUAACUAAAGCAAAUCACUUGAAAAGAAUGAGAGUUCCUAGUUGGGCACCAUCUUGGUUUUGCGAUGGCAGCUCAGCCCUUGAUAAAUUAGUCACAUGGAUGAUCGAUCCAAAUCCUACAAAUAGACCAACUGCGGAAGAGAUUUUGAGAAGCUACGAAUGCAUUGUGGUAGAAUCCAGGAGGAAAUGUGGCGCAACAAUAUAUGAGGGGGAUUUUGGACCCCAGCCUGAUCAUGAGGAUCUACUUUUAGAGAAGGAAGUGACGAGCUCAACAUCCACUUAUAAAAUUGCUAACCUUUGUGGCAAGUGGAAUAGAAAGUCCUCGAUUGAUAUGAUUCUGGAAUGA
Molecule: messenger RNA, 1440 nt
Organism: Ogataea parapolymorpha DL-1
Lineage: Eukaryota; Fungi; Ascomycota; Pichiomycetes; Pichiales; Pichiaceae
Product: Protein kinase that regulates the G2/M transition by inhibition of Cdc28p kinase activity
Exons: 1
Coding region: 1-1440 (479 amino acids)
Biological process (GO): protein phosphorylation
Molecular function (GO): ATP binding; protein kinase activity
Source: RefSeq, a predicted model, not a curated record